Symbiodinium sp. CCMP2456 is the source of this 837-nucleotide messenger RNA. The record is from the annotation of a GenBank genome assembly. NCBI's taxonomy places the organism in Eukaryota, Dinophyceae, Suessiales, Symbiodiniaceae.
AUGGCGCGUCCCUUGCAGACUACCGCCGUUGUCUUUGACUCCAUGGGGCUGCGUAACGGGAAGCCAAGGGCCAGGUUUGACCUCACCCCAAUCGGCAUCCCGGAUUCGAGAAACGGCGCCUUCUGUGGCUUAAGACUGGGCAUGCAUCCUCGGUCGAAGGAAGCGAAACGAUAUUCCAAGAUCUUCGAAUCAGCGGAAAACUUCGUGUGGUAUGCCGUGCGAGAUCAGCAGGUGACGGAUCAUUUCGGAAGUCCCUGUAGUGAGUGCAAAUGUUUGAUGGUCGUGGUGGCCGGGAAUGACUGGUCAGAUUUUCAUCGUGGCAGCAUCACUGCCCAUUCCAUCUCGCGGGAUACAGCUUCACGGAUGCGCGAGAAUCUCUUGCGUUGGAAACAGUACUCCUCAACCAUAGAGGAGUGUGUCUUCGUGAUGCUCAACAUUGACAUGUUGACCGCAACUUAUGACAAUGCACAGGCGACGAACGCAAGCAAAAAUGCCUAUUCGAUUGUCGAUGCGAAUACUGAGAUGAUCCGAGAGGUCUUCGCGAACGAGCCUAGCAUAUUCUUUUUGGAAGAUAAGCUCACAGAGUUUGAGGAAAAAGACAUAUCCGAUGACAGAUUUCAUCUGGGUAACGGUUGCGGACCGCUAUUGUGCAGAAAACUUGUGGAGUGGUACGAGACGAGCAGACAAUCGUGGAACCCGGCGACGGGAAUCUAUGAUAAGAGUUUGCCAGUUUCGGCUGCAUCUACUACCGGAGCCGUCGACGAGCUGCCUCAAGCCUUGUCGCGCGUUGACGCGCCUAGUGAAGCCGAGCCUACGCCGGGGACAUCGAAUAGUUAG